Messenger RNA from Rangifer tarandus platyrhynchus (Svalbard reindeer), 357 nucleotides. The record is from the annotation of a GenBank genome assembly. NCBI's taxonomy places the organism in Eukaryota, Metazoa, Chordata, Mammalia, Artiodactyla, Cervidae.
AUGGCAGGAAGUGGGGAGGAAGUGGGCCACGUGGGUGGCCCGUUUCUGCUGGCCCGUUGGGAGCGUGUAUUACACGCAGCAUCACAGCAGGUUGGGCCUGCAAGGGAACCCUUUAGUUCAUCAUCUUUAUUUCAGGAGGGCAAGAACCCAGACCAGCAAGGCCAGGGGGCCUUCUGUCCCAGGAUGAGGACAGUCCGUCCAGUGCUUUACUCUUGGACAGUGCUGCUCCCAACUUUGAAGAUGGAAAGAUUAGGAAAACAUUUACGGAGCAGUUUUCAUUUUUAUAUCUGCUCAGAGAAAGGCAUUUCUUCCCCUCCUGCUUUGUAUUCUCCCAACUCAAACAUUGCUGAUCUGUGA